Spodoptera exigua (beet armyworm) is the source of this 6737-nucleotide messenger RNA. Lineage: Eukaryota; Metazoa; Arthropoda; Insecta; Lepidoptera; Noctuidae. The record is from the annotation of a GenBank genome assembly.
UUCCGAUUAUUCUCAUCCGUAUUUUAGGUCAAAUAAUUGUUUAGGAUGUGUAAGUGAAGUUUAGAAAAGUUAUUGUUAUUUAGUGAAAAUGGCGUCGGAAAGGGUGGAAUGGGUGGAGAUAAUCGAGCCGAAGACAAAGGAGCAUAUGUAUGCUAACCUAACUACUGGCGAAUGCGUCUGGGAUCCACCGGAGGGUGUAAAAGUCAAACGUACAGACUCCUCACAAUGGUGGGAACUUUUUGAUAUCAACACACAUAGGUUUUACUAUUACAAUGCUUCAACACAGACAACAGUGUGGCACAGGCCUACUGACUGUGACAUCAUACCACUAGCCAAAUUACAAACAUUGAAACAAAAUACAGACCCUCAAAAAAGGAGGGAGAGUGCCACACAGACUAACCAGCCAGCGCCCCAGGUGCCUCCAGUACUAGACCCAGUUAGCAGCAAUGGUAACAGCACAGUCGCGAGCGUCAGCAAACUGUCGCCCGGCAACGCAAAAACUGUCACUCUCACGCAAACCAGUCCCGUGCGAACGAGGAGGUCUCAUUACCAUCACAGGAAUAGUGGUGAAAGCAGACGCGGGAGGUUAAGCGAGGAUGGAUCCACCCAGCUAUGUCGGCACACGGACUCCGGUCGCUCUUCCGACAGCAGCAUUAGUAGCGCACAACAGAGAAGGAAACAGGAACUUAGUGCAGCUGUAUGUAAUCCCCCUGUAUGUACUCCGCAACUUAGAAAACGUAGCAGUGCCGCACAGGCACACGAAGCUGAGAAAUGGUCCCCACAUGCAGGUUUAAAUCGUAGUGGCAGCUUUAUAUCACCUAGGAAAGAUGCAUCCGAUGACUCGAUGCACGAAAAAUAUUUCAAAUCUGUUGAGAGCACGCCACUGACUAGGAGAAAGUUAAAACAGCAAUCGGCCGGAGGAUCGUCCUGUGACUCGGCGUCGCCACAGAGUCCGAGCAGUCCCCUACAGAAACCACAGCCCACGCCGUUUUUACAGACGACCGCAGCUCGACCAUCGCUAGUGUCUUCGAUAUCGUUGGCGACGGACGCGGCGGCGAGCGUCGGGUCACGUGUCAUGCACAGCUUGGAGAGACCACAUCAACUGUCCAGACAUGCGAGGGAAAGGUUUUCUGAUCGGCAUUUAGACAAAGAUAGGCUAGCGGAACUGGAACGCAUGGAUAGGUACCCAGAAAAGCAGGCCGUGUACAGCGUGGACAAACCAUUCAGACAGACUAGCCUAGAUUUACGUCACAAUGCCUCCGCUAAUUGGCACCCAACAAGGGACUUUACUAGACGCCAACAAGCUGAGCCUGAACGCUACACAUCAAGCAAGACAUCAGUGUCAUCAGGCAGUAGCAAACAUCGAACCCCGCCACACGAACCGCACCAUAACUUCAUGAGGCUAUCUUCUGCUAACGAACAGGACAAUAUUGCUGCUGUGAACUACAAGUUGAAAUGCGUGAACUUAGUAGAACCGCCAUUGACGGAGCCAAAUGUACAGAAACACAAUCAGAGAUUAGAGAGGUCUACUGCGCCAAGGGAUCGUACUAAAUCAAGACGACAUAAGAGGCCAGUAGAAGUAGAAGAUGGUGCAAUGGACGGCGAAGAAGAAGAGGAUGAAGGUGGAAGCUCCCCAUUGUACUGCAACUGGGACUUACGUGGCAUGCAGCACUUGUUGCCACUGCAGGACUAUAUCAUACAGCAGGCGAAACUAUCCAGUCGCGCUCGUUACGGCGGUGGUUCCGGCUCAGACGGCGAGUCUGGUUCAUCAAGGUCUCAUUCCCGGUCCGGCUCGGAAUCCCGUUCGUUAUCCGGUCACGAACCGGAUAACGAGUCGUCGGACGGUGGCGCAAGAACUCCGGAUGAUGAUGACGGCUCUGGGGUUUAUUUACCUCACUCGUACGCACAUAGGCCUGUCGACGUGGAGUACAUGAAUCAUGGGGUGUCAUAUUAUAAUACCUUUGUUGGAUUCGACCGAGAUCGACAACCUUCGCCUGGCAUUCAUCGAACUUCGUCUCUGGGUGGCGGUGGCGGUGGGGGCGCGUCUGGGGGCGCAGGGGGCGCGGAAGUGGACGGCGCGGGGGCGCUUUACAGUCCCGUGCGCUCGCAUGCACCACGCCCACCACUUGAACAAGAUAUUGAGAUCUUUGCCAAGGAUAACCUUAACUUCAAUAAGGGAAUCUUCCGGAGAAAGGCAUCAGUACGCGAUCUUCUUUCAUGGACAUCAUCAUCUAUCAGCGCGCCCAUGGUGGGGGCAGAUUGGGACAAAGCACAUAAGAAAGCAGCCAUUGACUUGUUCCGGCUAGUACAGAUCUACAUGGGGGACCGCAAAGCGAGGCCUGGCAUGACACUCAACUCUGUUGCACAAGAUAUCCUGCACGCCACUUUUUCUAAUGAGAAACUGCGCGACGAGCUGUACGUGCAGCUGUGCCGUCAGACGACGGAGAACCCGCUGCGCGACUCGCUGCUGCGCGGCUGGGAGCUGCUGGCCGUCUGCCUCGCCUUCGUGCCGCCCUCCUCCGCCUUCCAGCCCGCGCUCACCAACUACGUCAACAGGCACAGGGACCCCGCCUUCGCGGAUGCCUUCCCAGAGGUGGGCAAGUGGCCAAUUCACGUGCAAGUAUCUCACUACGCGGGUGUCGCGUGCAAGCGGCUGGAGAGGAUCGGCUUUGGAGGCAAGAGACAGCCUAGGAAACCGACUACCGAUGACAUUGAUCAAGCUAGGAUACAAAUCUUCAGACAAUCAAUGUUUGGGAACACGUUAUCCGAGGUGAUGGCGUUACAGAAGGAACGGUUUCCCAACAGACAGUUGCCCUGGGUGCAAGUAGCCCUGUCUCAGCAGGUCCUGGCCCUCAACGGUAGGGAGACAGAAGGUAUCUUCCGUGUCUCAGCUGAUGUCGACGAAGUCAAUGCUCUGAAGGCCAAGAUCGAUAACUGGGAACUACCUGAUGCUUCAUCUUUGACCGACGCUCACGCGCCAGCGAGCCUGCUGAAGCUGUGGUACCGCGAGCUGUACGAACCGCUCAUCCCGGACGCGCUCUACGGAGCCUGCGUCGCCGCCGGGACUGACUUCGCCGCUUGCACGCGCGCCCUUCAUCGUCUGCCGCCCAUCAAUCGACUGGUGCUGACGUAUCUAAUAAGUUUCCUGCAACAAUUCACCGCUCCAGAGGUGGUAAGUCAAACCAAGAUGGACUCUGCCAACCUGGCGAUGGUGUUUGCCCCGAACUGCCUGCGCUGCACGUCGCAGGACCCGCGCGUCAUACUAGAGAACGCUCGCAAGGAGAUGACGUUCCUUAAAACUCUCAUCACCAACCUGGACACAUCUCACGUACAAGAUCUUCUGUGACCUAUGAAUCUCAGCUACUGCAACAACAAUGUCGCCUCGGAGAGGCUGACGGACUUCUAGGGCGCGAGUAGUGACGCGCCCGACUGUAGACAGUGUACCAUAUGACCAUAUCCUCGUUACGAUGUGUCUAGUCUGUGCUCGCGUCCCUCUGUUGGUGGUCGAAACUGUGCGCUCUACACCAUCUCCACAUCUUCCCUUAAUUACGUAUAUUUGACAUUCUUGUAUAUUUUUUGUAUUUUUGUACGCUAUAAAUGAAUAAUUUUAUUUGGUUGUAUCCAAAGAUAUUUAAUGAGAUGUGAUUUUAAUUAUAUUAGAAUUGAGCUUUAUGAAAAUGUAUUUGCAAUGUGUUUGUUAUUGGUGCGGCUGCGUGAUUGUUUUUAUUAGUUACGAAUUACGAAUAUUGUUUAGUGUGGGUCAGUGUACUUAGUUGAGUGAACGAUUACUUUGGUAUCUUGGUAAGUUUGUGGAACGAUAUUGAAGUGUUACUAAACUUUAUGGUGCUCUGGAAAUUAGGAAGAAGCACCUUUAUAUGGACUGUGUGCUCACUACACGAACAUUGUUGAUACCUACGCUGCCUACUGACUGGACAGUGACAAUUUUAGAACUUGUGCUUUACUCAAUAUUAUUGAAAUUAAGAAAAAAUAUAAUCAAAAGUGAUAUUUACUCGGAACGUUUUACAAUAAUAAAAAAUAAUCUAAAUAUAUUACGGCGUCUAAUUAAAAUGUAUUAAAUGAAAUUAUUGAUAGAAUUAUGUAGUGAACACAUGGUUCGAAAUAACUAAUACAUCUCAAUUAAUUAAAUAGUAUAGUUUUAAAAAACCUGAUUCGAAGGCACUUCGCAUGAAAGCUUAGACACGUUAUUUAUUACCUACAUUAUGUCACGCGACUAGUGUCACGAGUUCCAUUAAACAUCAAUUUUAAUACUUUAUUAUGAGAUAUUUUAGUGGUAUUAUUAGGCGAAUAGAUAUCAUCACAAAACAUUACCUUCGUCAUUAAGUUUAUUAUCGUUUCGAGUGUAUUUUUACUUUACCAAAAUUAAGACCACUAUGCGCAUUUAUUUUUCACUAAGUUUAAUGUAGUAUAAGUUGGUACAGAGUCUCAAAUAUUACUCGUAUAUAAUUGUACUCUACUUGCCUAUGUGAAGAGAUGCCUUUACACAAUUGUUACCUACAAUGAAAACAAGCUAUUUUAUUCCACUUAGGUAAUAAAUAAAGUUACUUUCCUACUCGAACGAAAGAAUAUGUUGAAAGAGUUACUAUUUUAGUAUAGGUGAAUUCAAAGGGCAGCUUUAAAUUAGACAAGCUUAAAGGAAGUGUAUUAUAAAAGAUUCCUAAUAGUACGGUUUGUGAUUAUCUCGAUAAUUUUAUUAUUUUUUAUAUCGACUGCAUCUCUGAUUCAUAAGUUAGCAUUAUCGAAUUGGAUCGUCUGGUUUCCGGGAAUACUCAUUUCGAUUUAUAAAAUCGAUUUGGAAGAAUACAUUAUACUUUUUAAUAUUAAGAAGCCGUAAGAGUAUAUCAUCGCGAUUUUAUAAUAACCAAUACUUUACUUUUCUUUGUCCCUAAUGUUUAUAAUGCCUAGAUAUUUUAAUAGAUUGACCGUAGAUUUAAAAAAUAAUAAUUGAAUAAAAACUUAUUAAAACCUACAUAAAGUUUCAUAUUCUGCUACGCAAGAAUAGUUAGUCCAAUCCCAGUUCGUAGAAAGUUAAUUCUAAUAGCUUUAUGCAGUUUGUCUAAGAGAAAAUUUUAAUUAAACGUUUUAAAACAAUAAUAAUAAGAAGUAUAUCAAAUGUUGUACCAUCAGUGUAUAUCCAACUCCAUACAUUCAGGUUAUUAGUACAUAUUUUCGCGAACGAUUGAAGUAAAAUUAAAGUGGGCGGGGCGUAUUCCAGAUGCGUUCACAACUUGGUACAUAAAAUAAAAUCGUUGCGUUCCUAUUUUAAAUGCUGUCGAAUGUAUAGCAACUUUUUUAUUUGUAGUUGUAUGUGGUGACAUGUGAGGCCAGUUUUAAAAUGAAUUGUAUGGAGUAGGUACAAAGUUGCAAUAAAUGUAUGAAUAUAAAGUAUAUACUUUUUUAAUAUUAGCUGGCGUGAAUUCCGUAGGAUAUUAUUUUUGUAAACUAUAAGAAUGUUGGCAGCAAUAUUCGUCGGCAGUGUGUGGCAAUAUCUAUAGGCCUUGUCCAGAUAAACUGAAAUACGCGACUCUUAUGUAUGUAAAUGUGUUUUAUAUGGAUUAUAUUACUUCAGAUGUUGAGCGUGCAUUCAGGUCUGGCCAAGGUACUUAAUAAAGAGUAUUUUGGACUGCCUCGAGUGGUCGGUGUAUAAUGAUGAAUUAAGAGAAUUGAAUCAGGCUGAUUUUAUUUGAGAGGCAGCUUUAUAUUUUGUUACUUUCAUUUUUUUUUACAAUAUUUUCAGUUUUUUUUUUUCGUAUUAGUUAGUAUACUGGCCGCGAUUGGUACCUUUCACUAACAUUACUAACUCUUUGUCUUGAUCUCAAAUUCAAAGUAUAUAAUUUAUUGGUAUUCUAUUUUGAAGUACGAGUGUUUGGAAAUGUUCUCCUUUUAUGAAAUCUGUGUGUGUAUUAUGGAAUAUUGGCAUAAUCAUACUAAUAAGGAUAUAAUGCUAACAUUUUGCGAUGUCUUUCUAAAAUUAAAUAUUUUCUAAUGAUGAAAAUGAGCUAAAAUAUUUGAACACCGCUCGUACGCUAGCACAAUACACCAAACAAAAGACUUAAUGUACCAGAAACUAAGCUUUCAAUUAAUGCGGGACGCAAAUAAAUAAAGUAUAUUUGUACAUCAAUGUUACCGUAAUAAAAGAAAACUAUAUUUGUGCCAUAUUAAUAACAUAUACCUAAUAUUGUUACUGAUGCAGUGAAAUUGUUGUAAUCUGUAUUUUUCACGUUCUAUUUUUAAAUUAGUUGCUAGGUACGAAGAUUUGUUUUAGAAUGCUUCUUAUGAACUGGCUAUCAAAGUUGUACGGUGUUAUGUAGGAUAGAAACGGAGAAUAUAUUAUAAGCUCUCAAUAUUCCCUAUAUUAUAUAAUUUGUUUUAAGGAUUAUGAAAGAGCACAAUUUAUUUUUUUGUGUACAUUAUUAGUUAGCUAUUUAUCAAAAUAUAGCUAUAAAAUAGUUUUAUGUCGCUAACGCAGCGAAGCUAUAUACUAUAAUAGUAGUAUACCAAUGUGCUUGUAAUUUCUGAUCAUGUAAAAUUGUAUAGUGCUUAUAAAUAGUUCCAACAAAUAAUUUUGUCAACCUUAAUAUUCCUGUGUACAUAACAUGCCUAUAUUCCUUUAUGACAAUAUAAUGCCUACGAUGUUCAUAUGUAGAUUAUCACUGUAAAUGUGAACGUUCAGGAGAAAUAAAUUACUGAAUAUCCGGUGGAUAUACUGCGAAUACCAA